GACUGGAGCCUUGGGUGCUCGAUCAGUGUUUCCUGAUAAAGAUGGCAGACUUUUAGAGCAGUCCUGCAUUUCAGUUUUACUUUCUCAGUGGAUGAGCAGUUAUUUCAGGAUGGAAUAAACAAGGUUGUUCCAGAGGCGUUCGCUGUGUUCUCUCCUGUGCCUGGAGGUGCCAGCGCUCCUGACAGCGCGUGUGGAUCCCAGCAGCUGAUUGGCAGCUUUAUAACUUAGUUAUUGGAGUCUCAGCUUAUUUACCCUGACAGAUCUUGGUCUGAUUUAUCACUCUUGGUGCUGCAGUGCAUUGUGUAACACGGCACAUCCAGCUGAACAAUCCACAUCAAUUUGUAGCACUUCCCUCACAGAAUUGCCGGCUUUAUCAGAGAAAUUCUUGUUUUGGUGACAUCAGCUCCUUGACAUCCAUGCCAUGUUUUAGUUGUGCCUCAGCUGCUAGCUACAGCCUCUCAAGGGAGCCAGUACCACCCGUGCCUGGAUACAUGAGGCAGAGAUGUGAAAGGGAGAGACGGGGGUAACCAGUCUUCCAUUAAAUAUUUGCUCUUAAUGUUCGAGCUGAUCCUGCCUAUUGUCCUUGGUGUCUAAUGGUAUUCACACAGCGGCAUCCGUGGAAUAAAGGGAAAAUGUUUCAUUUCAUACCUACUACAUUGUAAAGAAUUCCAUGCUGAAGAGGCUAAAGAAUAAAACCCAAAUCCAUCUACCGCCGGGGAGCCCGAAGAUGGAGGAAGCUGUACCGAGUCAAUGGGCAUUUGUUCCAGGCCAAACGUUUUAACAGAAGAGCUUACUGUGGCCAGUGCAGUGAAAGGAUAUGGGGCAUCGCAAGGCAAGGCUACAAGUGUAUCAACUGCAAGCUGCUGGUCCAUAAACGCUGCCACAUCCUUGUCCCACUGACCUGCAAAAGGCAUAUGGAUUCGGUCAUGCCUUCCCAGGAACCUCGCUUAGAUGACAAAAACGAUGAGGCUGAUCUCCCUUCAGAGGACACUGAUGGAAUUCCCUACAUUCCUUCAAACCGGAAACAUGACACCAUUAAAGAUGACUCUGAGGAUCUCAAACCAGUCAUUGAUGGAAUGGAUGGAAUUAAGAUUUCUCAGGGGCUUGGGCUCCAGGACUUUGAUUUAAUCCGAGUUAUUGGCCGUGGAAGUUAUGCCAAAGUUCUUCUGGUUCGGUUAAAAAAGAAUGAUCAGAUCUAUGCUAUGAAAGUAGUGAAAAAAGAGCUGGUCCAUGAUGAUGAGGAUAUUGAUUGGGUACAGACAGAGAAACAUGUGUUUGAACAGGCAUCCAGUAACCCAUUCCUAGUUGGUUUACAUUCCUGCUUUCAAACAACGAGUCGGUUGUUCCUUGUCAUAGAGUAUGUCAAUGGGGGGGACCUCAUGUUCCACAUGCAACGGCAGAGGAAACUCCCUGAGGAACAUGCAAGGUUUUAUGCUGCUGAAAUUUGUAUUGCUCUAAACUUCCUACAUGAAAGAGGCAUCAUCUACAGAGAUCUAAAACUGGACAAUGUUCUCUUAGAUGCAGAGGGUCAUAUCAAAUUAACAGAUUAUGGCAUGUGCAAGGAAGGUUUGGGCCCAGGUGACACUACAAGCACUUUCUGUGGGACACCAAAUUACAUUGCACCAGAGAUCCUCAGAGGAGAAGAAUAUGGGUUCAGCGUGGACUGGUGGGCGCUGGGGGUGCUGAUGUUCGAGAUGAUGGCGGGGAGGUCCCCGUUCGACAUCAUCACUGACAAUCCCGACAUGAACACUGAAGAUUACCUCUUCCAAGUUAUUCUGGAGAAGCCAAUCCGGAUUCCAAGGUUUCUUUCUGUCAAGGCUUCCCAUGUGUUAAAAGGAUUUUUAAACAAGGAUCCCAAAGAAAGGCUUGGCUGCCAGCCCCAGACUGGAUUUGCUGAUAUCAAGUCUCACACGUUUUUCCGCAGCAUAGACUGGGACCUGCUGGAGAAGAAGCAGACGACGCCCCCGUUCCAGCCGCAGAUCACGGACGAUUACGGCUUGGACAACUUCGACACGCAGUUCACCAGCGAGCCCGUGCAGCUCACCCCAGAUGAUGAAGAUAUAAUAAAGCGAAUAGAUCAGUCCGAAUUUGAAGGAUUUGAAUACAUUAAUCCAUUGUUGCUGUCAACAGAAGAAACAGUAUGAAGGAAUGACCUCGUUGGGGACAGUGGGAAUGACAUUAAUUUAUCCUUAACUACAGUAUAUGCAUGCGAGGCUGGGACUGGUCACUUUGGAUGGAGACCAAUGAUCUAAAAACAAAUUUGCUGCUGAAAAUCAAAGAAGAGAAUUAUGAUUUUGGUGGGUGUCCUCUGCCACUUAGUGAUUCUUAAGUUCUGGGCACUGACACAACUGGCUUCAUUAAUGAAGGAAUUUGCAUUUUGUGCCUGUUUCAUGAAGGAUUGAAACGUUCAUUGCAUCCCUGCAAAAGGAGAUCAUGAGAAACUCUGAGAUCCACACACUUUCUACAAACAUUUGAUGCAAUGAGCUCCCAGUUGAAGAGUAUUACAGUGUAACAUCCUGAAGAAUAAAAUAUAUUACAGUGGUGUUGAAGCUUAUUUUUGAUGCCUUUUUUCACAAGUGGUACCUGUCUAAACAUCUCAGAUAUAUUUAAAAGGAGUUGUGUUUUAUUAGCAAUCAAAACAUAAAUUUGGGUACAAGAUUUAAGUGCCUAAAUGGAUAAACUGCAUUGAAGGAUUAUUGCAUAUUUGGGAUGUUCUUACACCUGGUAAGUUCUGCUUGUUAAUAUUCAGUAAAGUUCCAUCUGAAACAUACAGUUCACAGCUGCAGCCUGAUGUUUAGUUGCAUUUUUACAGAAUUUGGAAUGCAGAGUGACUUAGUGAGAUUAAUUCCAAAUUAGAAUUUACGGUAUCAAUUACAGAAUCUGUUGUCUUAAACUCCAAAUUUACCAAAAUGUAGAGAUUGAGGAAAACUAAAUUUGCACACAAAGGAUUUCUAAACAUACUUAAGCAGUGCCUACACCUACAAUGAUAUUGUGUUGUAUAUUAGAUUUUUGAAAAGUAUUUUUAUCAACAAUACAAAUAUUCAGAUGUAGAGCAAAAGCAUAGUAAAGCAUAGCCUUAAAGUAGUAAAUCUAGAAUAACCAUAAGAUAAAAUCCACUUUCCUGAUAAAGCACACCUCCUGCUUAUGAUAAACUGUCUGCUUACAGUUGCUCAGUGUGCAUUAAUAACUAAUUAAUCAUUCUGCAGCAGAGAAUGGGAUCUUUCAGCGAAAUGAUUUGCAUCAAAGCAGUACAAUUCUUUUCAUGGCAGAAAAACAAAUACCUAAGAAAUUGGAAGAAGCAAAAGACAACUGUGGAAUCCCUUCUGGUGGGAGCUGGGGGUGCCAGGGGAGGGCUCAGCUCUGCUGGGGGAGGGAAAACAAAAACCCUGUGCUGGCCUCUCACCUGCUUGGGUGUAAAACACAGGAGAAAUUGUGACACUUUCACUUUCUUUACAUUAACCUAUGGUUUUCUCAGGGUACAGCAUUGCAUUAGGUGCUGAACAUGACAUCUUUGGGAUUCACAUCCAAGUCAUGAGGUGCUAGGACCAGACUGCCAAAACAUUGUUUGAAAUAGUCAAUUAAUCAUUGAUUAACAAUCUAGGUUUUGUAUCCCCUCCUUAGCCACACUUAUGCAGACCUGUGGUUGUUUAGUUCUAUGAAUCCCAUUCAGGUUUCAGUUGUGGGUUUCUCUGUUGGACUGUAGCUUUUCAUAUUCAGCAAAAUGUGUUUUAAUCAACACUAAAUAAUUUAACUAGUAAAAAGUACUUGCCUCAAAUGCCUGGACUUUAGAUACUUUAUUAUCUACUAAAGGCAACAUUACCUUUUAAAUGUGAUCUGACAUUUUUUUUAAUUGCUCCUUUUCCCUCUUAUUUUAUUUGCCCUGAAUAAUUUCCUGUUCAGUGUUUUGAACUCCCCUGGUACUAAAGCUAAUCAGGAGUGAUCAGAGUGACUGCAGGCAGCUCAUGAAAGGAACUGUGACAGGUUAAGCUGUCCUUCGACAUGCCAGGGCAUGGAACUUGAAACUGGAAAUAUUAGAAAUGUGGGUUGGGGUUUUUUUUAACCUUUUUUUCCAGGUUUCAGAACAUUUUGGGAGGGAGGGAAGGAAGAAUAGAAAGACACAUUUUGCUAAUCAAACAUUGUAAAGACUAUUUGAUUUUUAUUUAAGAAUUUACAGGCAUUUACAAUGUUGCUGUGUUGCCAAAUAGUUUGCUGGGUACAAGUUUGGUUGCUCAUGUGCAAGUGUUUGAAUAAUGUUCUGUUCAUGAUGAAGGGGAAAUUUUUUAUAUAAAGUACUUGUUUUAUAAAUAAAAGAAAAUGAAGGAUGUAAUUAAAUGUGUGGUUUGGAAAAAAAAAUCCUAAUAUAUUACAAAUGGAUCUGGUAAUGAUAUAUAGUUGUCUUAUUUGAAAUAGUAAAUGAAAAUUCUAGCUAAUUUAAUGAUUGUAAAACAGUAAAUAUGUUCUUGUAGUUUUGUAUAAUUAAUUAGUUGGGAUCUUUGCUGACCAGUUUUAAUUGUGCAGAAGAUGGUAUACUAAUCCAUAACAGCUGAGAUCAUUUAUAUUCUUGCACAUCUAUUAAAGACUUUAAUGAAAAAGUU
Messenger RNA from Melospiza melodia melodia, 4595 nucleotides. It is a transcript of the gene PRKCZ, whose product is annotated as protein kinase C zeta. Gene Ontology annotation, cellular component: cytoplasm; nucleus. The coding region runs from base 915 to 2144 and encodes 409 amino acids. Gene Ontology annotation, molecular function: protein binding; ATP binding; protein serine/threonine kinase activity. Lineage: Eukaryota; Metazoa; Chordata; Aves; Passeriformes; Passerellidae. The record is from RefSeq and is a predicted model, not a curated record. Gene Ontology annotation, biological process: protein phosphorylation. The transcript is spliced from 15 exons.